Molecule: messenger RNA, 2255 nt
Organism: Corythoichthys intestinalis (scribbled pipefish)
Lineage: Eukaryota; Metazoa; Chordata; Actinopteri; Syngnathiformes; Syngnathidae
Product: zinc finger protein 696
Exons: 5
Coding region: 218-1927 (569 amino acids)
Biological process (GO): regulation of transcription by RNA polymerase II
Molecular function (GO): DNA-binding transcription factor activity; RNA polymerase II cis-regulatory region sequence-specific DNA binding
Source: RefSeq, a predicted model, not a curated record
GAUUGGCAGCGUUGACUCAAGCGAGGGAGAAAACACUGACAGUCGCGGUGAGAAAUAGCGGAGAAGUUAGAUGGAGCUAUUCUUUGUCGCCUUCUACCUUAGCAUUCAAAUUAUGCUGAGCCUUCGUCCAGACCGUUGAACCAAGCUUCCUUUCCGCGAUUUCAAGCAUUCGCCACAGGCAUCAAAGCAUACGGUCCCGCUUAGGCCUGUCCCUGCGAUGAUGGAGGAAUCGGUGACCACUUUCGAGACUCAUUUGACAGCUGUCAUGGACGGCCUCAUACGGUCGUCCGUGUGCGAGAUCACCAAACUGUUCCAGGAGACGGUGGCCAACUACUUGGUGGAGCUAUCCCUCAACCGCAAGGAAAACGAUGCUCUUAAGCUGCGCCUGAGGCUCACUGAGAACAAGCUGAGGACGGAGCGAAUGUAUGGUGCCGGCUGGGCUGCCAGUCGUCGCAACGCCGGGCCUGCCACUACCAUUGCCGAGGAGGGAGGACCGCACAAACGGAAAAUUGAGACAGACCGCAAAUCAAAGAAAGGCCCUGGAGCAGCCUAUCGCCGAGGCUGGCCUGGAGGCAUGUGGGAAGAGGGCGGAGAAGUCGGAACAGGAGCAGCAGCAGCAGCAGUGAUGGCAACUGGACAAGGAGGGAAGGAUUCCAGGCAGAUGUACCUUGUCCAGCUCCCCAGGGGUGAAGAGGAUGAGGAAGACAUGGUCCGGGAUGGAGAAGGGGAGUGCAGCCUCAGUGGUGAGGUGGAGGAUACAACCACCAUCAAAGAGGAGUUUCCUCAAAUCGACGGAUAUCAACCAACGUCUUUCAAGUUGAUCAAAGAGGCUCUGAAGAUGGACCAGGCAAAUAACAACUUCUGCGAUAGUUCCAGAUCCCAAAGUGAAGGAGACCCAGCAGAUCGUCCCCUGACCCUCACUUCGACCAAAAAAGAGGAUAACGACUGGGACAUGGGCUCAGCGGAGCAAUCGGAAGGCGGUAUGACCGCAGACGAGUUGAGGGGCUUGGAAUCCGCGCUAAGAGCAGAGAGAGGCCGUGAACAGGCCAGUAUAACAGCUUCCCAGCCCGUGUGCCCGGCGACGGAGGUGGUCUUAGGUGGAAAGAAAGGUUUACUUCCCAAGUACAUUGGAUUGGAUGGCUUGGAGCAGGAAGGAGAUGCGGAGCAACAGCCACCCAUGCUGCAGCGUGAGCACCAGAUCGGAAGAGGCACGGUAAAGGACCAUGUGAAGGGUCGCGUUAGGACUGUGGGGGUUGGGUCAGGCAGGUUCAGGAAGACGAGAGAGAGCAACUCUGCUAUGAGUGGAGAGGACGGAGCGGAACCGGGUGAGUCCGAUCAUCUGCAUUUGUCUGCAACGGGAAGUGCGGGCGAAAGUGGAGGUGAAGAGGAGGCCAAUGCCGACCUGCUCCACUUCUGCCCUCAGUGCGGGGGAGGCUUCACCACAGAGGCUGAGAUGGAGGAACACCCCUGCCCGCUAGGUGGAGCACAUUUACAGAACAGUGGUGGCGAGGAGAACAUUUUUCCUUGCGCCCACUGCGGAAAUACAUUCAGCCAUGCGUGGGCGCUCAAAAAUCACGAAUGUGCCUGUGCUGCCGAGAGGCCGCAUUGCUGCGAAAUAUGCGGCAAGCGCUUCACACACUCGCGUUCGCUAGAGCGCCAUCAUCUUGUGCACACGGGUGAGAGGCCUCACCAGUGCCCGUUGUGCGGGCGUAGCUUCAGUCGACUGGGGAACUUAGAACGGCACCAGAGGAUUCACACAGGCGAACGUCCUUACGGGUGCGAGGCUUGCGGCAAGCGCUUCAGUCGAGUAGAGUACCUAAAGAGACAUCAGCUGAUUCACAAUGGUGAGAAGGCUUCAGUGCAGUGCUCUGCUUGUGGGGUGAACCUCCGCGAUGUGGAGCAACUAAAAAGCCACCAGUGUUGUUGAAAACAUUUGUGGAAAAAGCAACUUUCAAACUGAAUGUGGUAGUUGACUAAUGUGCUUUCUUCAGUGCUCUGCCGUCCUUAAAAUCUAGAUGAUCAUUUACUGAUGUAAAUGGAACAAAGCGGCUAUAAGCUGAAUGACAAAUGUGUCAUUUUAACAGAUGCUAUUCCUAUUUGAAGCCUGUAAUUAUUUAUAGAAAAAAAAGUCAAUUUUUAUGUUUGUAUUGAUGCUUGACUCCUUUGCAAGACAGUGGCAUUUUAUCCUCUAUGAAGUGACAGUGUUUUGUACAUUUGUCUAAUGUCUGUAUCCAGAAAUAAACAUUUUGGUUCAU